AUGGGUCAUUUCUGCACAUUACUCAGGCAAAUGUUCAGCGACGGCCAGCGAUUAGACCCAGAAGACAUUAGCUACAUACUUAAGAGCAGACAAAAUUCAACGUGGACAGAAUGCAUUUCAGAAUGGGGCGUCGUAGCCGUCAGUAUUGACCUACUAAAGGUGGAUAUCAACCAGUGUGACAACAACGGUGGCAUGUUUGCUGGCUCUCACAAGUGCAAGGUCAGCUCGACAAAGUGCGUCCAUCGACCGGGCCACGGAUUCCAGCGCGGCAGCUACGAUUGCGUGUGCAAGGACAAAUUCCACUUUCCCGACCCGUCGGCGAAGACGAAACGCUUCAACGGAAGUGACGUCGAGCGAGCCUACCUACUGUGGAGGAACAAUUACUCAGCGCCACCUGGCGGCUCGUUGGCGAACUUCACCGAUUACGAUAGAGGAUACGAAUGUGUUGCGUGCAAGCGUGGCUGCGAUACUUGUGAAGACGAUGCGCCGUGCUUCGUGGAGUACAACGCUCUACUGAGGGGCGUGGCGCUCGGCAUACAGACAUUCUGUAUGACCAUCGCUUUAUUUCUAGGUAUCGUCGUUUUUCGAGUGAGAAAGAAUAGGAGCCUGUAUAGCAGCAUCUGGCUGAUAUUGGAGGUCAUGUUGUUCGGAGCACUACUGCUUUAUGCCACGGAGAUAAGCUCGCGGCAAACCUUGGAUGCCUCGGGGAGCGUUGUCCAGAGAGGUUCGUACAUGUCGCUGGUCUCGAUUCAACCCCAGUUGGUUGGUGAUGGCAAUGUUGCGUACCAGAGCCACUGUCAAGACAACAACAUCAGUGUCAACUGUGCGGAUGAGGAUCUUCUUGUGGCCAUUGUGAGCAGCGUGGGCAACGUCAUGAGCUGUCAUGAUGUUGAGCUUCGUGGUUGCAAGGGCUGCACUGGCUUCAGCAUCUGGAUGAUGACCGCUCCAUCUAGCACAAUGCAGCUGGUUGGAGUUGUCAAACUGCAGCUGACCCACUUCGUGUGCAUGACGGAGGGCGUCUACAGCUCCAGGUGGCGCGAUCUCCUUGUUUCUUCGUGGAACGGUUCGAUGAGCAUGGCAACCUCUGGUUUUGCCAUCAUCCACUAUCGUAGAGCGCUGGAGUUGUCACCAGUCACCAAGGGUCUUCAGUGCUGCCAUUUUGAUAUAAAGACCGCCGAAGAGGACGACAAACUUUUCUACAGCAUACUCCUGUGGCCACUUCCACUGGAUUUCCUUUGCCAAAGCAAACAGCGGCUGGUCGCAUGUGACCACUGGAGUCUGGCUAGGAUUGAGAUGUUCCACUACAAUCUUGAUCAUAUCCAUGGAGUGCUUAAUCAUAGCCACGGUGUGGGAGCUCUGCAGGAAGAGUGGGGGCAGUGCGGUGGGACAGAUGUCCCGACUGGCUGGCAUGUCCUACUGGCUUGCGUGGUUGUGAUCAAUAUUGUCUACCGCGGCAGUCGUAAAGACUUUGCCUCUCAUCUUGAUAGGGCAGACUACUUGUUCCUAGAUUCUGAACUGUUCCAGACAGUACACAGGGUGUUAGCAGAAUUUCAGUCACGAAAGGCGCGCCGCGUUCACGUGCGAGAUCGCGACGUCUUCAAAUACCUGGCCGGCAUCGUGCUGGUCGUGAUCGGAUUCAUGUCUGCUUAUGGUACUGUGAACAUGGAUCAUAUUCGAGACGGUAUCAACCUCAUUGACAUCGGGCAGACGGUCGAAGAGACAAAGUUCCACAUCUGCAGGCUAAAUUGGUGGGACUACGUUAUCGAAAUCGCUGAGUUUCUGUUCCUGUGCAUGGGAAUAUAUAUGAGCUACUGCAUACGAUCCGCGCCUUCAGACUUCCACGAAACACGAUGGCUGAGUUUAGCCGUCUAUAUAGAGGCGCUCGUGUCGGGAACGCUACAUGUAUUAAGGCAUUUUCUCUGGCUGGUCGUGAAUCCAGACUAUAUCUACCUGAUGUAUUUUGUCCGAUGUCAGCUUACCGUGACGCUGAUGAUCAUAUUGAUUUUCGGACCAAAGAUUUGGUACGCCCACAAGAAAGAUGAGGACGAGUAUAGCGGGAAUCGGGGUCGUGCGUUCUCGUCUGCAGACAUCAGCGAUCACAUGACCCCGGAAACAAUGAAGCUACAAGAUGGCUUCGCGGGAAAUGGUGACGUUGACAUCGGAGAGGUUAACAUUGCCGACAUGGAUCCUGAAGAUAUAAAGGCCGAGUUGAAGCGCGUCUACACGCAGCUGCAGAUUCUCAAGACAAAGACGAUGCGAAAGGACAAUCCGCACAUCUCCAAGCGACGCGGCGGCCGCAAGAACACGCAUCGUCGCUUCUCACUGCAGGCCUUCCACCACCACCACCGCCACCGGCAGCACCAGCGCUCCGAGCAGCAGCAAGCCGAAGCGAGCGAGGCCGAACACGAGAACCUGCCGAAGACGCCCGAAGAGUCGACGGCGAGCGUCGAGAACGUGGCGAUCCCGCUCGAGGAGCGACGGAGCGACGCGGGCAUCUCGCCGUCGAUGUCGUUUCGACCACAGCGGGAGCGACUCGGACACGGCGGAUCCACGCGUAGUGCAGCUGAUCGUUAUGAUAAGAUAUAGAGAGACAUUGGGGAGGAGGAAGAUGCU
This is a messenger RNA of Priapulus caudatus, 2613 nucleotides long. RefSeq names its product probable G-protein coupled receptor 158. Gene Ontology annotation, biological process: G protein-coupled receptor signaling pathway. NCBI's taxonomy places the organism in Eukaryota, Metazoa, Priapulida, Priapulimorpha, Priapulimorphida, Priapulidae. The record is from RefSeq and is a predicted model, not a curated record. Gene Ontology annotation, cellular component: membrane. Bases 1 to 2586 code for a protein of 861 amino acids. Gene Ontology annotation, molecular function: G protein-coupled receptor activity. The transcript is spliced from 17 exons.